AGCCUGUGUGUGCUUUUCUAACUUUAACAGUCUCUCCAUUGCUUACGGCUCUGGCGGUGACUGAGGCGUAAACAGGGAGUCCAGCUGCACACCCACACCAUACACCUUUAUCCUGUUAUUCCAACAGCUGCCUCACCCCUGUGUCAACAUUUUUUGGCAGAUCAUAAUCAUCAACCUGGCAACCUGACGUUCCAGGCCUCUGGCUUUGGAUCAAGUACGAAACUACCCCCAGGACACACAGGGAAGGUCACAAGCGGAAGCUGCUCCGGCGCCGCAGUCACUUCGAAUCGGUGAAAAGAAACUCAAACAUCACCAGCAGCUGAAGCUGCAAACCUGCAAACCUGCACACCUGCAAACCUGCAAACUUCUCCGGAGAAACACCAGCAGCUGUCGGGGGUAAAUAACAAGCAUGUUUUACCGCGGGUGGAGGUUCGGUUGGGAUCCGUCCAGUUACGUGGAUCUCUUCUCAGACCGCCACGAGGCAAAUGCCGAGACUCUCUCCCAGGCCAUCAGAGCUGCAGCGUCCGAGGAGCCGGAUGCAGAUGGCAGCGUGCUGUUUGGCCAGCUGCGAGGCACUGUGGUCGGCCUCAGAUACUACUCAGGGGUGGUGAACUUUGGGGAGAUGGUCGGACUAGUGCGAGAGCCCCAAAACCCGUAUGAUCGCAACGCAGUGAUGGUUGCAAACAUUUAUGGCAACCAGGUGGGACACAUUAAGAAGGAGCUGGCAGCAGCUAUGGCCCACGUCAUGGAUAACAAUCUGGCUAAAGUGGAAGGGGUUGUGUACUCGGGGACCAAAAACACGUACACCAUGCCAGUCAUGGUGUCCUUCUGGGGGAAAGAAGAGAACAGAGAUGCCGUGAUGAAACACCUGGCAAGUCGAGGAUAUAAACUGAACGCAGAUGGAAGUGGAAUCAAAGGACCAAAUGUGAAGUCGUACAGUUUUUCAGGGGCACGGGAAUUUACAUCCAAGAAAGGUGUUACCAUCCCACUAAAUGCCGAGGAGCUAAAGAAUGCAUUUGAUAACCUUUUUGAAGGUUUGAUGGAGAGUAAAGAAGGGACGAAGGAUGCAGUUAAGGCUGUGACCACUCCCCUGCUGCCUCACCAGAAGCAAGCCCUGUCCUGGAUGUGUGCUCGAGAAAAUAAAACCGCGCUGCCUCCGUUCUGGGAGAAGAGAGGCGAGCUGUACUACAACAGUGUCACAUGUUUCUCUGCCAAAGAAAUACCGGAGAGGGUCCGCGGGGGGAUCCUGGCAGACGAUAUGGGACUGGGUAAAACUCUGACAACAAUUGCACUAAUCCUCACCAACUUUCACAAAGGAAAGCCCAUGCCUUUGGAGACAUGUGAGGAGCAGUUUUCCUCUACUGAAACUAAACCUCAGGAGGCCUCCAAACAGGAAGAUAUAAAUAAACAAGCAGGAGCGAGUGAUACAGAAGCUGAUUGUUACAUCUCAGAAUCGCACAAGGAGGAGCUCAAGGUUGGUUCAGCAGAUGCGUCCGAAAAAAGUAAAAUGAAAGGGAAAAGGAAACCCCCAAAGCGGAAAAACGAGGGCCCAAUUUUGCUUGAGGAUGUGGACUUUGCUGCGGCGCUGAGUGGCUCAUCAUCAGAUACAGGCCCAAAGAAGAAGAAACCUGCUGGGAAGGUCAAUCCUAAACCAAGUGCUGAAUCCUCCAUCACUGAAAACACUGACGAUUUGUCGGCGAGAACAACUCUUAUCAUCUGCCCGCUUUCUGUCCUCAGCAACUGGCUGGACCAGUUUGAGCAGCAUGUUCAGGCCAACGUGAAGCUGAACAUCUACCUGUAUUACGGUUCAGAGCGCAACAGGAACAAGAAGUUUCUGUCCUCUCAGGACGUGGUGAUCACCACGUACAACGUCCUCUCUGCCGACUUCGGGAAUAAAAGUCCCUUGCAUGGGAUCAACUGGUUGAGGGUGGUGCUGGAUGAAGGACACGUCGUAAGGAACCCGAAUGCACAGAUGAGUAAAGCCGUGCUUGAGCUGAAAGCUCAGAGACGCUGGAUUCUUUCAGGGACUCCUAUCCAAAACAGCGUGAAGGACUUGUGGAUGCUGCUGGCCUUCCUGCGUGUGAAGCCCUUCGACGUGAAAGAGUGGUGGAACAGAGUCAUCCAAAGGCCCACCAUGCAAGGAGACAGAGACGGCCUGCAAAACCUACAGACCUUGGUGAAGUGCAUCACCCUGCGGCGGACCAAGAGCAGUGAGGUGAAUGGACAGCGGCUGGUGUCGCUGCCCGAGAAGACGGUGUUUGUGGAGCAGGUCGAGCUCAGCCAGCAGGAGAGGGAGGAGUACGAGCUGGCACGCAAUGAAGGAAGGAGUACCAUCGGCAGAUAUGUCGCUGAGGGGACUGUCUUGAGAAAUUAUGCCGACGUGCUCGCCAUCCUGAUGAGGCUGCGACAGCACUGCUGCCACCCCGACCUGCUGGGAAAGACGUCCUCAGAUCUAGGCGCUGCAGCAACGCCAGCAACGCCAGCAGAGCUGCGGGAGCGUCUGAUAGAAAAGCUGCGAUUGGUUCUGGCCAGCGGCUCCGACGAGGAGUGCUCCGUGUGUCUGGAAUCGGUCAGUCUGCCCGUCAUCACUCACUGCGCUCAUGUUUACUGCCGACCCUGCAUCGCCCAGGUCAUCAGCACCGAGCAGAUAGCCCGAUGUCCUCUCUGUCGAAAUGAAAUCAAAACCAGUGAGCUGGUGGAGUUUCCAGAGGAGGACAUGGAAGAAUACAGUGGUGCAAACUCUGAGAAGUGGAGGACAAGCUCAAAGGUAAAGGCGCUGAUGGGAAACCUGCUCAGGCUGCGGUCCGAAGACGGCAGCAUUAAGAGUCUGGUCGUCUCUCAGUUUACGCGAUUCCUCACCGUCCUGGAAACGCCGCUCAGAGAACAGGGGUUCAAAUUUGUGCGUCUGGACGGCACCAUGAACCAGAAAAACAGGACCCGGGUCAUCAAGGAGUUUCAGAGUUCUGCAGCUGACGGUCCUGCCAUCAUGCUCCUGUCACUCAAAGCUGGAGGGGUGGGGCUUAACUUGACCGCUGCGUCACACGUUUUCCUCAUGGACCCUGCCUGGAACCCAGCUACCGAGGAGCAGUGUAUUGACCGCUGCCAUCGCUUGGGCCAGACGAAGAAAGUCGUUGUCACAAAGUUCAUCGUGAAGGACUCUGUGGAAGAGAAGAUGGUGGAGAUCCAGAAGCGGAAGCAGGACCUGGUGGACAAAGCGUUCGGCUCCGCAACCACAGACAAGAAGACAUCUCGCAUGGACGACAUCCGAGCUCUGAUGGAGCUGUAGAAGUCUGUCUGCUGCUUUUUUUUUGUUUGUAUGUUUCUUUUUCAUUAAGAGAUUUUUCAUAACAUCGUUACAUAUAUUUUCAUGGGAUUUACAUUCACUGUCUGGAUUUAUGGUUCAAAGAAAAAUGUUCUUAAACCUGCGGUUGGCUGGUAAAGCUUUGCUUUUCUUUUUUCAUAUUGUGUUGUAGAUUCCAAAUAAGCGUUUACAUGUUGUACCACUUUAACACCCGAGUUGUCAGUAAUUCAAGUUCAACAGUUGUGACAGUAUUCUGUAUUAAAGAGAUGCAGGUCAUUGAAAUUUGUCACUGCUGUAUAUUUAGUUUAGUACAAUUUUAUAUAAUUAGGGAAGAAAAACAUCCCUCGACCACACAUACAUCGAAAGUGAAUUUAUUAAUGCUUUUAAUGGCACAUCUUUGAGAGCACAUCUGUUAAUAAGGUUACAUGAGUCAACAAGUACUCAUUCAAUAAUUUAGUAAUUCACUACAAAGAAACUGCACACCGACAUUCAGGACCUCUCGUGUAGCUUGACCAGCCAUCCCAACUAUUGUUGUGAAUAUCCCUUCACGAGUCUUGGUGAAAUAAAUUGGUAUGGCUGGCUGGGUUAGUCAAAGAAACCAUUAAUACACCUACAUUUUCUCUUCUAGUCAUAAGUUAGUCAAAACAACUUGUUCCAGCUACAUUCAACAUCUCCCUGUAAAUUUAGUCAAAGAAUCUUUUACUGCCUGAAUGUCACAGUUAACAGUUAUUUCAAAUGUUAUCUUCACUUAACAAUAAAACUGGGUGAAACAAACACUUGUUUGCUUUUUAAUUUUGAUGCAUCCUGACUCAUGUGCUAUCUAAUACUUAAAAGA
This is a messenger RNA of Cololabis saira (Pacific saury), 4136 nucleotides long. It is a transcript of the gene hltf, whose product is annotated as helicase-like transcription factor. Lineage: Eukaryota; Metazoa; Chordata; Actinopteri; Beloniformes; Belonidae. Gene Ontology annotation, molecular function: nucleic acid binding; ATP-dependent chromatin remodeler activity; zinc ion binding. Bases 410 to 3286 code for a protein of 958 amino acids. The record is from RefSeq and is a predicted model, not a curated record. The transcript has 26 exons.